Messenger RNA from Pocillopora damicornis (cauliflower coral), 2138 nucleotides. Its product is annotated as chaperone Ric-8. Lineage: Eukaryota; Metazoa; Cnidaria; Anthozoa; Scleractinia; Pocilloporidae. The record is from RefSeq and is a predicted model, not a curated record. Gene Ontology annotation, biological process: G protein-coupled receptor signaling pathway. Gene Ontology annotation, cellular component: cytoplasm. Gene Ontology annotation, molecular function: G-protein alpha-subunit binding; guanyl-nucleotide exchange factor activity.
UUGUAUUUGAAAAGUAGGCUGUACAAGUCAUGGAGAAUUUCACUGCUAUUCUUGAAAGUAUAGGUUCCCAAAACGAAGCAGCUGCUGUGAAAACACUUCAACAAUUUUGUUCUACAAACGAAAAGACUUUCAGCUUCUUCCAUGUGGACUUAAGUCUUAGAAAGAAAUUGAUUGAUGCGAUCCUCGAUGAUUUGUCCACGAAAGACCGUGGGGUUACCUUCAAAAUACACGGUCUCCGUGCUUUGAGGAUUCUAAGCCGUGAUAAAGACGGUCUGGGAUCGCUUACUUCUGAUAAGUCGUCAUUAGUUCUACUUUCACUGGCAGAACUUAUGAUAGAAGUGUCCAAAGCCGCGCAAAGUCUUCCUAAAAAAGAACCAGAACAGCGAACAAGACAUGAAGACCAGCAGGAAAAUAGAGAGAACACUUGUGAGAGAGUUAUCGCAUACAGCGAUGUAGUUAUUGAAGCGCUCAAAUGUUUAUGUAAUGUAGUCUAUCACAGCCAAGCAGCUCGUCGACUCUGUUUAAAGUACAAAUGCAUCGAAGCAAUCAUUGCAAGGAUAAAAAUAUGGUUUGAGAUCAGCCGCUUGGCUACCGAUGUGAAAUACUUUGAUCUCAGAUUUCUUUUCCUUCUUACUGCUCUUGAAAACGCUGCGCGAGUGGACGUUAUUUCUAACAAUGGCUUUUGUGUCUUGACUCAUGCUUUGGAUAGCUGUAUUCCAGGGAAAGAUCAGAGAAAAGUCUGUCAUGAAACCAAAGUUAGAGAAGGUUGUGGACAGUUGACAGGAGCAAGGCUCCAGGCGCUGACUGUUGUGGAAAGGUCCAGGAUUGAGGAAAGUCCAGUAACUUACACCAUGUCACAGGAUGAGAUUCGUAUGUCUGCUGAAAUCCUGAAAACAAUGUUUAACAUCACAAUAAAUCUACCUGAUGCUGAUACCACUGACACACUUGAACACUGCGAAAGGAUAGUGUUUAUUGUACGAACCAUGUUUGCACACAUCAAUCCAUUGUCUGAACAGCCAGAGAACCUUCCAAAUCAUGCAAUUAACAUCCUAUCCAACAUGCCAACUAAUUGUCUCCAACACUUAAUGUGGACAAUGCCGUCCAGUGUUUGUAAAGCACUUACCCAAGAUUUUGAGACAAGACGGUCAUUGAAGACGUUUAGGAUAUAUUUUGAGAAAUAUAAUAUGCUGACAGUUCAGACUAUGUUGACAAUCCUGGAUGGUCGUCUUAAAGUUGCCAGUCAGCCACCACAGGAAGAAAUUGUCCCAUUUCUUAGUGCCUUUUGUCAAAUGGCACGUGGAAACAGAGUGAUAAGGAAGUAUCUACGACAAGAAGUGCUGCCACCCUUGGGAAGGGUGGGUACCACUCGCCCAGAAGAAGGAAACUUAAUAAGGAAUGGCCUGGUCAGGCUUAUGACAUCGCCAGUUGGAGAUAUUAAGGAGCUGGUGGCAGAUUUUCUAUUUGUUCUCUGUAAGGAGAAUGUCAAUCGGCUCAUUAAAUACACUGGUUAUGGCAAUGCAGCAGGGCUGCUGGCUUCACGUGGACUUAUGGGUGGUGUUCAGCCACAGAGUAUUGGAGAUUACUCUUCAGAUGACGAUGAUUCUGAGACUGAAGAAUAUUCCAUGGAUAAGGCACAGAUUGAUCCCAUGAUAGGUGCUAUUCCAAAGGAUGAUGGGAAGUCUAAUCCGCUGGAUGAAAUGACUGAGCAAGAGAAGGAGGAAGAAGCUGAGAAAUUGGCUGGUCUGAUCCAGGACCUCAAUAGGAAGGGUUUGAUCAGGACAGCUCAGGUGGGACCUGAUGGCAGGCCUCAAGAAUUUCAAGGGGCACAAGCUCUGGGUGAAGAAGAGGCCGCAGAACAAGAGGAUGAAUUCACUGGAGAUUCUGAGUCAAUCAGUAACGGAAACGUAGACGAAAGAAAGUUAUCAUAGAAUGAAGGGAACUCUGGCAUUCUUCGACAAAAAUUAAUAGUAGAUUAUUCUUAGAGGAUUGUAAGAUCUUCAUAAUAGGUUUAAUUUGUGAUACAAAGUGUAAAAUAUGUUCUGAUUGCUACUAUAAAAUUAGUGUUCUUUCAUGUUGAUAGCAAUUAGGUCAAACCAGGCAGUCCUUUGUGUUAAGCUUUUUUUUUUUUCUCUCUUUUG